AAGACGACAUGAUGAUUACAAUUAAGAUGACUUCACAGAGUGGAAGUCAACAAGAACAAGAAAGUUCUGAAAAAUCCUCAGUGCAGAAUUCAAAUGACGAGAAAAGUUCGAAGAAAAGCACGCAGAAAGAGAUCGAAGCUAUUUUCAACACAGGGUAAUCAGACUCAAAAUGACCUCAUCAAGGACCUGGAAAAGAGGAAGUUUGAGAAGAUUAUUAACACUGUCAAGAAGGGAGGCAGCCUCUUGAUGACCCUUAAUCAUGACUUUAAGGAGUCAGAACAUGUCUCUGUCAGCAACUCUGGCACAGUGUACUACUGCGCAGUUCCUGAAUUCAUCAAAGACCAACAGAAGUAUUCCGAUGCUAUCAAUAAAGAAAUCGAGAGCAAGGAAUGGAUCAACCAGCAAUUUAACAUUGACGAUUAUGACUUAGAAAAUGUGUAUGAAAACAUGCUCAAAUGGGACUUAGAUCACCAAGUCCUCAGAUGUAUCCGUAGGAGAAGGGCCAAUAUUGAUGUCAGGAAGAUCAGGAGACAACAGAAGUUGAAGAAGCUCAUGUCUCCCGCUCCGAAGAUUAGUAAGACAUUGGCCAUCCUGAAGAAGUACGGCGUUCAUUACUAAUACUAGAAAUAUGUUUUUCAA
Moneuplotes crassus is the source of this 639-nucleotide messenger RNA. NCBI's taxonomy places the organism in Eukaryota, Ciliophora, Spirotrichea, Euplotida, Euplotidae. The record is from the annotation of a GenBank genome assembly.